UCAUUAGCAACACACUUGAACACUUCUUUCUUUUGAAAUCUCUCUCUACCUCUCUUAGAAAUGAAGCUCUCUAUGCGAUUGAUCUCAGCUGUUCUCGUCAUGUUCAUGAUAUUUGUAGCCACCGGGAUGGGUCCAGUCACUGUGGAGGCACGGACUUGUGAGUCAAAGAGCCAUAGGUUCAAGGGUACAUGCCUGAGUGAAUCAAACUGUAAAAACGUGUGCCAUAACGAAGGCUUUCAGGGAGGUAAUUGCCGUGGAUUCCGUCGUCGUUGCUUCUGCACCAGACAUUGCUGAUCGAUCCAUCCAUUCUCAUAACUUAAAAUCUUCGAUUGUUGGUCUUGUGUUACUUCUUCCUUAUCUUAUCUUCCGUACCGUACCAUGUCGUACCGUACAUGUCUUGUGUGUUCUCAAAUAAGUAUUUGGUUUGUGUGUUUCCGAUAUUAAUGUUAUGCUAAAUAACAUAAUGGCCUUUUCUAGUAAGAGUAUUGGAAUUUAUGUUCUAA
Capsella rubella is the source of this 503-nucleotide messenger RNA. RefSeq names its product defensin-like protein 2. The transcript is spliced from 2 exons. Lineage: Eukaryota; Viridiplantae; Streptophyta; Magnoliopsida; Brassicales; Brassicaceae. The record is from RefSeq and is a predicted model, not a curated record. Bases 61 to 294 code for a protein of 77 amino acids. Gene Ontology annotation, biological process: defense response.